AGAGAGCGGCAUACACUCAAACACACAGCUUUGUGUGCACAGUGCAGGUCAGUCAACCUGCAGGCUGUGGCAACACGCUGGACGCACUUACCGCAACUCUGGAGAGUGGAUUUUACUGACAGAGAGCGAUUUCUUGUUUGUGUUUCUCGGGGUUUCGUCAGUGUGAACAUUUUUUCUUAAUUCUCCAGCGCAGUGAAUAAAAAAUUCCAAGGAGAAAGCGUGCAACCAGUCUCUGAAGCCUGGUUGGGUGGAAAUGACAAGCGAGAGACCGGUGACAAUGCCGGGCUCGUUGUCGCUCUCGGACCGUCAACCUCCUGCAGGUCACGGGUACCACGCGGCUGCAGUCUCCGCUGAGACACCCAUAAUGUCCUGCUCAGGCUCAGUGCUCCUCCCGGCAGGGAUUAUCAAUCCGUCGGUUCCAAUCCGGAAUAUCAAAAUGAAAUUUGCUGUUCUCAUCGGACUGAUCCAGGUCGGAGAGGUUAGCAACCGGGAUAUUGUUGAGACGGUGCUGAAUUUGUUGGUGGGUGGUGAGUUUGAUCUGGAGACAAACUUCAUUAUCCAGGAUGCAGAAAGCAUCAGCUGCAUGGUGGAGCUGCUGCAGCACUGUGAUGUCACCUGCCAGGCGGAAAUCUGGAGCAUGUUCACUGCCAUCCUUCGAAAAAGUGUUCGAAACCUGCAGUCAAGCACUGAGGUGGGCCUCAUCCAGCAGGUGCUGCUCAAAAUGAGCUUGGUGGAUGACAUGAUUGCAGACUUGUUAGUGGACAUGUUGGGAGUGCUGGCCAGCUACAGCAUCACAGUCAAAGAACUGAAGUUGCUCUUCAGUAUGCUUCGAGGGGAAGGAGGCCUCUGGCCGAAGCAUGCGGUUAAAAUGCUGUCAGUGCUAAAUCAGAUGCCUCAGAGACACGGUCCAGAUGCCUUCUUCAACUUUCCUGGGCGCAGUGCAGCAGCCAUUGCUUUACCUCCUAUUGCCAAGUGGCCUUAUCAGAAUGGGUUUACAUUCAACACCUGGUUUAGAAUGGAUCCCCUGAAUAACGUCAAUGUUGACAAGGACAAACCAUAUCUCUACUGCUUUCGCACCAGCAAGGGCAUUGGCUACUCUGCACAUUUUGUUGGUAACUGCUUGAUUGUGACAUCACUCAAGUCUAAAGGAAAAGGUUUCCAGCAUUGUGUGAAGUAUGACUUUCAGCCCAGGAAGUGGUACAUGAUCAGCAUUGUUCACAUCUAUAGCCGCUGGAGAAACAGUGAAAUCAGAUGCUAUGUUAAUGGGCAGCUUGUUUCUUAUGGAGAUAUGACAUGGCACGUCAACACAAAUGAUAGUUAUGAUAAAUGCUUCCUUGGGUCCUCAGAGUCGGCCGACGCUAACAGAGUAUUCUGUGGGCAGCUAGGAGCUGUCUAUGUGUUCAGUGAGGCCCUCAAUCCUGCACAGAUAUUUGCAAUUCAUCAGCUAGGAGCAAGCUAUAAGAGCACAUUUAAGUUCAAGUCAGAGAGUGAUAUUCACUUAGCAGAGCAUCACAAGCAGGUGUUGUAUGAUGGUAAGUUGGCCAGUGUCAUCGCCUUCACCUAUAACGCCAAAGCCACUGACGCCCAGCUCUGCCUAGAGUCCUCGCCUAAGGAAAAUCCCUCCAUCUUUGUGCACUCGCCACAUGCCCUUAUGCUACAGGAUGUCAAAGCCACAGUGACUCACUCCAUCCAUAGUGCCAUCCACUCCAUUGGUGGGAUCCAGGUGCUCUUUCCACUUUUUGCUCAGCUGGACUAUCAUCAACUGAAUGACAGCCAGGUGGAAACCAGUGUAUGUGCCACUCUCCUGGCUUUUCUGGUUGAGCUGCUCAAGAGCUCUGUGGCCAUGCAGGAGCAGAUGCUGGGAGGAAAGGGCUUUUUGGUGAUUGGAUACCUGCUAGAGAAGUCAUCGCGUGUGCACAUCACCAGGGCUGUAUUAGAGCAGUUCCUCUCCUUUGCAAAGUAUUUGGAUGGUUUGGCACAUGGGGCACCACUACUGAAGCAGCUUUGUGACCACAUCCUGUUCAAUGCUGCCAUCUGGAUCCACACUCCUGCCAAGGUGCAGCUCUCUUUGUACACAUACCUUUCUGCUGAGUUCAUUGGCACAGCAACCAUCUACAACACUAUUCGUCGAGUGGGCACAGUGCUUCAGCUCAUGCAUACACUGAAGUACUACUACUGGGCUGUCAACCCUGCAGACAGCAGUGGCAUCACACCAAAGGGUCUUGAUGGUCCAAGGCCGACCCAGAAAGAAAUAAUUUCUCUGCGGGCGUUCAUGCUUCUCUUCCUCAAGCAGCUCAUCCUGAAGGACCGAGGUGUAAAGGAGGAUGAGCUGCAGAGCAUCCUGAACUAUUUGUUAACGAUGCAUGAGGAUGAGAAUUUGCAUGAUGUGUUGCAGUUGGUGGUAGCCCUCAUGUCUGAGCAUCCAGCCUCCAUGAUCCCCGCUUUUGACCAGAGAAAUGGAAUACGAGUAAUCUACAAGCUUAUGAGCUCAAAGAAUGAAAGCAUUCGAGUACAAUCCCUUAAAGUCCUUGGGUACUUCCUCAAGCAUUUGGGCCACAAGAGGAAGAUGGAGAUCAUGCACACACACAGCCUCUUUACUCUCUUGGGAGAGAGGCUCAUGCUGCACACCAACAUUGUGACGGUGACGACCUACAACACUCUGUACGAGAUACUGACAGAGCAAGUGUGCACACAGGUAGUUCACAAACCUCAUCCUGAGCCUGACUCUACUAUCAAGAUUCAGAACCCAAUGAUUCUCAAGGUGGUGGCAACCUUACUGAAGAACUCAGCCCACAGCACAGAGCUGAUGGAGGUUCGGCGGCUCUUCCUUUCAGACAUGAUCAAACUGUUCAGCAACAGUCGAGAGAACAGACGGUGUCUGCUUCAGUGCUCUGUAUGGCAGGACUGGAUGUUUUCCCUCAGCUACAUCAACCCUAAAAACUCUGAUGAGCAGAAGAUAACCGAGAUGGUGUACAACAUCUUUCGUAUUUUGCUCUACCAUGCCAUCAAGUAUGAGUGGGGAGGAUGGCGUGUGUGGGUGGACACACUUUCUAUAGCCCACUCUAAGGUGACAUAUGAGGCACAUAAAGAGUAUUUGGCUAAGAUGUAUGAAGAAUACCAGCGUCAGGAGGAGGAGAAUAUUAAGAAAGGAAAGAAGGGUUUGGUCAGCACCAUCUCUGGUCUAUCUGCUCAGGCCUCUGGUAUCAAGGGCACAAUUGAGAUCAGAGAAAUAGACGAUAACUCCCAGACACCCGAGAGCGAGACGGACUACGAAAGUGCUGACUCGCGCAACCUACUGGCCGAAGGGAAGGAGCCUGAAGAGGGCCUCAGAGGAACAGAGGAUACAGUAGAUGGGGUCGGGGUCGAAGUUCAUGACCUUCUGGUUGGCAUCAAGGCUGAAAAAGUUGAGGCUAUAGAAGUUAAGAUGGAUGACAUGGACUUGUCCUCUGAAACUCUGGGAAUCUCUGAGAAUGGAGCACUGGUGGAGAUGGAUUCUUUGUUGGAUAAUGUUUACUGUGCAGCUGUGGAAAAGCUCAAGAGUAAUGUUAGUGGUGUGUUGUUGACAAAGAGCAAAAUGGAUGACCAAAAUGCACCCCCUCUCAUUACGUUAGAUGAGGACAAGGACAGCAUUCCUAACAUGUUUGGCAAGGUGACAGGCAGUGUGGAGGACAAGCUACUGCCUGAUCUCAGUUCAGCUGAGCCUCUGAGCCUGCCCAGCUCAGAGCCUCCAGUGCACACCAGUGCCAGUGAUGAGCUAGACCUUCUAGCUCACAUGACAGGCACCUCUGAGUUUGGUUCCUUACCCAGUAUCCUCGAGAGGGACGAGUUUGAGCUACAGACAGCUGACGAGGGUAUCGGCUCUGUGGCCGCUACAGAGGCAGACUCCUCCAAAAGCUUGGAGGUCACUGAGGGCACAGCUGCAGCAGCAGCAGCUGAAGGUGACCCCUCAGCAGUUAAGAUCAGCAGUGCAGCAGAUGCAACAAGCAACACUUCUGACACUGAAAGAUCAGAUGAUGGAGAGAAGGAGAUGAAGAAGAUCCAGACAACAGCCACCACGCAGGGUCUACAUGGCCGCCUAGUCCCUCAAGUGGAGAGGGACAUACGUGUGGACCUGGGCUUCAGGGGUACGCCCAUGACAGAGGAACAGCGGCAUCAGUUCAGCCCUGGUCCACGCACCACAAUGUUCCGCAUCCCAGAGUUCAAAUGGUCGGCCAUGCACCAGCGACUGCUCACUGACCUGCUGUUUGCUCUGGAGAGUGACAUUCAUGUCUGGAGAAGCCACUCCACCAAAUCGGUCAUGGACUUUGUUAAUAGUAAUGAAAACAUCAUUUUUGUCCACAACACCAUCCACCUCAUCUCGCAAAUGGUAGAUAACAUCAUUAUUGCUUGUGGAGGGAUUUUGCCCCUUCUCUCAGCAGCCACCUCUCCUUCUAGUGCCAAGAUGGACUUUGAGAACAUCGACGCAACACAGGGCAUGUCUUCAGAGACCGCCAUCACUUUCCUGUCUCGUCUCAUGGUUAUGGUGGACGUUUUAGUGUUCUCAAGCUCCCUCAACUUCAGUGAGAUUGAGGCUGAGAAGAACAUGUCCUCUGGUGGCCUGAUGCGCCAGUGCCUCAGGCUUGUGUGUUGUAUGGCUGUUAGGAACUGUCUUGAGUGCAGGCAGAGACACAGAGACAAAGGAAAUAAGUCUUCCAUUCCCAACAACAAGACUCAGGAAAUACUUCAAAAUGCCGUGACUUCCAGCAAGACAGCCAUAGAGACUGUCCCUAGUAACCUGUCUCCCAUUAAGGACCCUGACCGCCUUCUGCAGGACGUGGAUAUCAAUCGACUGCGUGCUGUGGUGUUUCGUGAUGUGGAUGACAGUAAGCAAGUCCAGUUCCUGGCAUUAGCUGUAGUGUACUUCAUAUCUGUCCUCAUGGUCUCCAAGUACCGUGACAUUCUGGAGCCACAACGUGAGACUGCCAGGAUAAGCAGCCAAUCAGGCCGCAGCUUACGUCAGGAGAUCAACUCACCAACCAGGAAAGAAACUACGCUGGCCUUUAACAGCAGUAGGGACCAUCUUGUGCCAUCAGAAGACCUCCACAUGGACAGCUGUCUUCCCCACACAGACUCUGGGAUUGGAGACGAGCAGAUAGCCAGCAUCCUUAAUGGGUCUGACCUGGACCAAAGCGCUGGAGGACCGGACGCCAUGAGUGAGCUCAUAUCUGUGCUCUCCUCAGAGGUGAAGAAGUCUCAAGAGAGUCUGUCUGAGUCACCCAGCGUGGAUGUGCUGAAACCACCCUCCUCCAUCAUCAGCAUUAGCCAGCCCAACAAGGGCAUCAAUGUCAAGCAGAUUCUGAAGAGUCUGGUGGCAGCUCCAGUGGAGGGCAUAGAGACUGGGCUGGAGCCUGUAUCCUACCCAGACCCUGCUGCCAAGGCCCAGGCCAUGCUACCCCUGCAGUUCCACUCAUUUGACAGGAGUGUGGUGGUGCCUGUGAAGAAAGCCUCUCCCGGCAGCCUUACAGUUAACACGGUGGGAAGUAGCAGCAGUACGUCUGCUGGGCUAACAGCCGGCAGCACCCCCAACAUCUUUGCUACUGCAUCUAUCACCUCCAAAAGCAUGAUCAACACCACGGGAGCCACAGAUGCAGCCCCCUCUACCUCCUCUUCCUCCAGUUUUGUCAGUGGAGCCACAAGUAAAAAUCUGCCCGCCGUGCAGACGGUGGCCCCCAUGCCUGAAGACACAGUAGAAAACAUGAGUGGCGUUUGCGAGGUGGACCAGUGUCCACUACACCAGAGACUGACAUCUCCCGAGUUCAAACCCUUUAGUUCCUUGACAGGAUUACAGGCACCCUCCAGAAGGGCAGGCCAGUGUCUUAGUAUUACUACAAAGCUGGAGCGGGCUUUGGAGAAGGUGGCACCUCUGCUGAGAGAGAUCUUUGUGGACUUUGCACCAUUUCUGUCACGCACCCUGCUGGGUAGCCAUGGCCAAGAGUUGCUCAUAGAAGGUCUAGUAUGUAUGAAGUCAAGCACCUCAGUGGUGGAGCUUGUCAUGCUACUUUGUUCUCAGGAGUGGCAGAACUCCAUUCAGAAGAACGCUGGACUGGCCUUCAUCGAGCUAAUCAACGAAGGAAGGUUGCUCUGCCAUGCCAUGAAGGACCACAUAGUUCGGGUUGCUAAUGAGGCUGAAUUCAUCCUGAACAGACAGAGAGCGGAGGACGUCCACAAACAUGCAGAGUUUGAGUCCAACUGCGCCCAAUAUGCUGCUGACAGAAGAGAAGAAGAGAAGAUGUGUGACCACCUGAUCAGUGCUGCUAAACACAGAGACCAUGUGACAGCAAACCAAUUAAAGCAGAAGAUUGUCAACAUCCUCACCAACAAGCAUGGUGCCUGGGGGACACUGGCCCAGAGACAGCUGCAUGACUUCUGGCGUCUGGACUACUGGGAAGAUGACUUGCGACGGAGGCGUAGAUUUGUCAGAAACCCAUUUGGCUCCACCCACUUAGAUGUCUCAUGCAAGUCACUACAGGAGUAUGGUUCAGAUGAAGAUGAGGUGGUCAAGUCUAUGAAGGCCUUUCGCAGCCAGACUACAUCCAGCCAGAACCCAGAGACAGAGCUGAUGCUUGAGGGAGAGGAUGAUGCUGCCAGUCUACUGCAGGAGAAGGAGAUGGACAACCUGGGUGGCCCAGUGGUCCUGUGCAGCCCGGCUCAGCUUGUUGCUCCUGCCCUGGUGGCCCGGGGGACUCUGUCCAUCACCACCACGGAAAUCUACUUUGAGGUGGACGAAGAUGACCCUGCCUUCAAAAGGGUCGAAUCAAAGGUCUUAGCAUACACUGAGGGUUUACACGGGAAGUGGAUGUUCAGCGAGAUCCGAGCAGUCUUCCCCAGACGCUACCUCCUGCAGAACACAGCGAUGGAGGUCUUCAUGGCCAACAGAACAUCAGUGAUGUUCAACUUUCCUGACCAGGCCACAGUAAAGAAAGUGGUCUACAGCCUUCCUCGAGUUGGAGUGGGCACCAGCUAUGGACUUCCACAAGCUAGGCGCAUCUCCCUCGCCACCCCUCGACAGCUUUUUAAAUCCUCUAACAUGACCCAGCGCUGGCAGAGAAGAGAGAUCUCCAACUUUGAGUACCUCAUGUUUCUCAACACAAUUGCAGGGAGGACAUACAAUGACCUGAACCAGUACCCCGUCUUUCCCUGGGUUCUCACCAACUAUGACUCUGAGGAGCUGGACCUGACCUUGCCGGGGAAUUUUAGAGAUCUUUCAAAGCCUGUUGGCGCUCUGAAUCCGAAGCGUGCGGCAUUCUACGCUGAACGUUAUGAAGCGUGGGAAAAUGACCAGACACCACCUUGUCAUUACAGCUCCCACUACUCCACUGCUGCCACCAGCCUGCACUGGCUUGUCAGAAUAGAGCCCUUCACCACGUUUUUCCUUAGUGCCAAUAACAACAAAUUCGACCACCCUGACCGCACCUUUUCAGCCAUUGCCCGCUCUUGGAGAAACUGUCAGAGGGACACGUCAGAUGUAAAGGAACUGACUCCUGAGUUCUACUACCUCCCAGAGAUGUUUGUCAACAGCAAUGGCUACCAUCUGGGUAUGAGGGAUGACAGGACCAUGGUUUGUGAUGUGGACUUGCCAGCCUGGGCCAAGAAGCCUGAAGAUUUUGUUAGGAUGAACAGGAUGGCCCUUGAAAGUGAGUUUGUGUCAUGUCAGCUGCAUCAGUGGAUUGACCUUAUUUUUGGCUACAAGCAGCGAGGCCCAGAGGCAGUGCGUGCCCUCAACGUCUUUCACUACCUGACUUAUGAGGGCGCCAUCAACCUGGACAGUAUCACUGAACCUUCGCUCAGAGAGGCUACAGAGGCACAAAUCCAGAGCUUUGGACAGACGCCAUCUCAGUUGCUUAUUGAGCCACAUCCUCCACGCAGCUCCGCCAUGCACCUGUGUUUCCUUCCACAGAGUCCUCUCAUGUUUAAGGAUCAGAUGCAGCAGGAUGUCAUCAUGGUGUUGAAGUUUCCCUCCAAUUCACCGGUAACCCAUGUGGCUGCCAACACCUUGCCCCAUCUUACCAUACCUGCAGUGGUUACCGUCACUUGCAGCCGUCUAUUUGCUGUCAACCGAUGGCACAAUACUGUUGGUCUCCGAGGAGCACCAGGCUACUCUCUGGAGCAGGCCCAUCACUUGCCCAUAGAGAUGGAUUCUCUGGUUGCCAAUAAUACUGGAAGCAACAAGCGUCAGAUCACAGACCUGGUGGACCAGAGCAUCCAAAUCACCACACAUUGUUUCGUGGUGACAGCUGACAACCGCUACAUCCUGGUGUGUGGCUUCUGGGACAAGAGCUUUCGUGUGUACUCCUCCGAGACAGGUAAACUGAGCCAGAUUGUUUUUGGACACUGGGAUGUGGUGACAUGUCUGGCCAGGUCAGAGUCUUACAUCGGAGGAGACUGCUACAUCAUCUCUGGAUCCAGGGAUGCUACCCUGCUGCUCUGGUACUGGAGUGGACGGCACCAUAUUAUCGGCGACAACCCCAGUAACAGUGACUACCCAGCACCACGAGCGGUUCUGACAGGUCAUGACCAGGAGGUUGUAUGUGUGUCAGUCUGUGCAGAGUUGGGCCUAGUCAUCAGCGGAGCCAAAGAGGGUCCAUGUCUGGUCCACACCAUCACAGGGGAUCUGCUGCGGGCUCUGGAGGGGCCAGACCACUAUCAAUGCCCACGGCUCAUCUCAGUGUCCAGCGAGGGCCACUGUAUCAUCUAUUAUGAGAGGGGCCGUUUCUGCAACUUCAGCAUUAAUGGAAAACUGCUGGCACAGAUGGAGGUCAAUGAUUCCACCAGGGCAAUUCUCCUGAGCAGCGAUGGCCACAACCUGGUGACAGGUGGGGAUAAUGGUGUGGUGGAGGUGUGGCAGGCCUGUGACUUCAAACAGCUCUACAUCUACCCAGGUUGUGAUGCUGGCGUCCGAGCCAUGGACCUAUCACAUGAUCAAAGGACUCUGAUCACAGGUAUGGCCUCUGGCAGUAUUGUUGCAUUUAACAUCGAUUUCAACCGGUGGCACUAUGAGCAUCAAAACAAGUAUUGAGGAAAGAGGGAGCUACACAGCAGAGGACAAGUGUGGAGGGUUAAGGGGAACACCUACCAACCAGUGAGGGAGCUGUGCUGCAGAAGCUCCACAGAGCAUGAAGGAACCAGAGGGGUGGAGAACAUCGUGUGCUUACAUGAGUUCAUCUGGCCUCUUGCACCAACUGAGCACCAGCUGAAGCAUUUCCCCACCUGAGUCAAACAGGUUUGUUGUUCUGGACAAGGGGAGACUGGGAUUAAGUUAACACAAUUACACAGAUUAACAAGUUCCUCUUUCAAACUGUGAAAAUGCAAAACAAAAUGAAGCCUGCAUUAGGAACAUUUAUACAACAUUUGUAUGGCAGAUACAUAUCUCACUCGGAACACUUUUCUAGGAAAAUAACGUUAACCUGUAAAUAUGGACAAUGUUAAUUAAAAGCUAAAAUAAAGAUCUAAAUGCAGUUAGACUAGACACCAUGUUACCAACAUUUCCAUCAUAUGAGCCAUGUAUAAAUGUUAAGGUUGUCUUCACUGCACUUCAGACGUAUCUGUAAUACAUGUGUAUGACCAUUGUUUGCUCAUCGUUACUAACAGUGGUCAAAUGUAUGUGUACGUGAAAAGAGAAAGUGUCCAUUGUUUGUGUUUGAAUGUCUAAACUAAAGAAAAGUAAUUCAAUAUGAGUUUAGUGAUUUGUGAAAUAUGUUUUUGGUCACAAUGUCAGCAAAAGGAUAAAUUGUGAUAUUGCCAUACUUACCUUUAAAUUGAGGACUAUUUUGUUUAAUAAUGGCGAAGAUUAAAAGUACUUACUGCAAGAGCUUUAAAUGAUUCAAAUGGAACAUUUAGAACAGCAUUGAUCUUUUAUUUUCUUCCAAAAAUGUAUCCUGAUGCUUAAAUACCAGAUUUGUUGGAUACCAUUUCAUGAUUGUUUGUAAAAGUAUCAUUUUAGAGUUAUUCUGUAGUUUUAGGCCCUGCAAACAUUAAUGCUAUUACUUGUGUAUAUCAGUUUUUCAUUCUGAGUAAACUGUUUGCUCAUCCAUUUUAAAUCUGAAUUGUGAACAUCAGUUUAUGCUGUAACAUCUUGCAUUGGGAGGCAAUAUUAUGACUUGGAUGCCGACAAGAUUUGAGGAGGAGGGUUUUCAGCUGGGUGACAAAAAUUAUCCAAUGUUGAACGGGAUGGUGUUCCAAAAGUGACUGUGGUCUAUUUUGGGUACUAUCAGAGCUACUGUGGUGGCUAUUAAUUGCAGAAAUGAAAAGUCGGCUGCUGUGAGCUGACAAAAUAUGCAAAUAGAUUUUAGCUUUCUUUCUGAUUUUCUUGCAGUGCUGCAAGACACCACCCUCCCCAAAGCUGAAGUUUUGCAUGCAAAGAAACCAUUUCAUUGUUUGACUAAAUUUUGAUUAUAUGUAAUACAAGUUUUACAAUGUCACGAUUGAUACAGUUUAGUUAGCUUCUGUGAUUAAAUCAACUUAAAUUCAACUGCUUUUUUAAAAUAAAACUGAAUA
Messenger RNA from Monopterus albus (swamp eel), 10533 nucleotides. Its product is annotated as neurobeachin-like. NCBI's taxonomy places the organism in Eukaryota, Metazoa, Chordata, Actinopteri, Synbranchiformes, Synbranchidae. The transcript is spliced from 58 exons. Gene Ontology annotation, cellular component: cytosol; membrane. Gene Ontology annotation, biological process: intracellular protein localization. Bases 254 to 9055 code for a protein of 2933 amino acids. The record is from RefSeq and is a predicted model, not a curated record. Gene Ontology annotation, molecular function: protein kinase binding.